Pollicipes pollicipes is the source of this 899-nucleotide messenger RNA. Its product is annotated as ankyrin repeat domain-containing protein 40. Gene Ontology annotation, molecular function: protein binding. The record is from RefSeq and is a predicted model, not a curated record. Lineage: Eukaryota; Metazoa; Arthropoda; Thecostraca; Pollicipedomorpha; Pollicipedidae. Bases 102 to 809 code for a protein of 235 amino acids. The transcript is spliced from 7 exons.
GGCUAUGCGCCCUAAGUCAACAAAAAGAAGAAGUAUUACUGUCAAACAUUAGGCAACCAGAUAAAGUUGCUGCUUGCCAGUGCCAUCUCAUAUGCUUCAGCAUGAGUGAGGAGCAUGUACGCGAGGAGCAGCUGCGAGAAGCUGCUUGUGUUGGUGAUCUGAAGGCACUGAGGGAGCUCAUGCAAAAUGGUGUCAACGUCAACUCAAAGAAUGCUGUCAAUGGCUGGUCUGCCCUGCACUGGGGAUGCAAGCGGGGCCGGCUGGAGGCCGUCCGGAUUCUGCUGGACGGCGGCGCCGACAUCACGGCCAACAACAACGCCGGCCAGGUGCCGGCCCAACUCACCAGCAACUCCGACAUCCUGCGGCUGAUGGGUGUGGAGGUGGCGAACGGCGCGGAGCCAGCGGCACCUAACGGCGUGCCGGAUAGACGGCCGCCGACCGAGCUGGGCGCCGCCUGCCGGCUCUGUCACUGCCAGCGGCUCCGGCCCGCAAAGGGCGUCGUUCCCGACGACGAGCUGGUGUUGAAAGUGCGGGUGGCCGGUGUGCCGGACAACGCAGACUUUAUCGAGCUGGAGAUGUCAACGGCUGAGCUGACGAUGGACCGGCUGCUGCGCGAGUGCUGCCGAGAACUGAACAUCGAGGGACAGGUGAUCGACCGGGUACGGAAGCUCCCGAACACGAUCCUGCGCCGCGACCGGGACGUGCGCCGGCUCACCGACUACCAGGAGCUGGAGCUGGUGCUGCGUGACAGCGUCAGCUCCAGCUCGACGCGGUCGGCGGGGCCCUUCAGCCAGCCCAUCGUCUACUAGAGAGCGGGGCCCGCGCCGCCCGGCCGGCCGUCGGAGGAGGCCAGCCCGCGCGACGGCGCCGUCUGUUGAGCUGCGUGUCGUCCACCGACC